AAAAAUAUUUCUAGUAGUAGUAAAUUUUCUAGUAGAUUAUAAGGUCAAUGUAUAUAUUAUAUAUAGAUAACAUUUUAUUCAUCCUACGUGGCAUUUUAGAGUUUUCAUUCUUUGUUAGUAAUUACUCUAGUGUUAAGCUACUUUUAAGUUUUAACCUACAAAAAACUGAAAAAUGUUAAAAUACGAUACAAUCGUGAACACCUUACAAUUAGCGAAUACACUGUAAAUUUGAUGUAAAUGUUUCAAAAAGCAUUAUAUUGUUACAAAAAGUCUUUAGCUUUAAAACUAUUUCCGAUUCGAUUCAAUGAAUUCCAAAUUAUUACGUGUUCCAGUGGCGCUGCCAUAUUUACAGUAACAUAUUUACUGUGUAUUAUUUAUGGAUUUAAAAAUUUGAUAACUCCUACCCGACGUACUGUGUGGGUUUAGAGGUAAGUAUUUGUAUAGUUUUUUCAUUGUAUUUACAAGCGCCUACUUCGAUCGAUAUAUCCAUAUGAUAAGAAUUAGUAUUAAACUGCGCUGCUGAUGGUAACUAAAAACUUUUCAAAACAAAAUGGUUUUAAAUUUUAAUGAAUAAUAAGUUGCUUACUUUUCAAAUCGAUUAUUUAAUUGGCAAUAGCCUCUCAAUAACAAUAAUCGCAAGCGCUGGCACACUACACUUUUUCAAAUUACUUAAGCAAUUCAUAACAUUCAUUAUAAGUGUUUGGUUUUCUGAGUUUCUCAGAACGACCGGAAAAUGCUUGUGGUCUCUUACCAUGCUCAAAGGCUGUACACUAUUAAAAAUUAAUUCAUGCCCUAAAACGAAAGUCAAUUUUUGUCUAGAAAAGUUUAAGUUUUUUUAGCACAGGCAGUGAGGACUUCGGACACCGGCAGAUACUGGUAGAUACUCGUAUAUUACUCUGUUAUGCAGAUACAUACUUAUAGUUUCGAUUUUUUGCGCAUAGCUCGUAUCUAUGAAAAAGAAAAUUAAGUAAUAUAGCCGUCGCUAAUUAUUUACAAAAAAAACAUUGUUCUCGGAAGAGCAAGAAAUUAAUACUUUAUACUGGGGUGAGGACUUGUUAUUCAUCUGCUGCGCCAUGGAUGAAUCGCGCUGGUUAUUUUAUUUUUUAAAUAUUUUAUCAGCCCCUGCGCCUAUCAGCCCCUGUACCGUGCUGUACGACCUAGUAGGCACUCUCACUAGGGGCCUAGUACAUAUUCGUGCGCCAUGUUUUUGUAGCACUCCCGACCUGGGACAACUUUUAAUUAUUAUUUCUAUUAGUUAUUGCGUUUGUUAUCUUGUUAGAACCUUUCAUUUUUUUAUUAUACAUUAUUAUAUGUUAGACUUAGCUGCAUAUAUCCAGUGUUUGGAGAAGACUGGGAAUAAGUUAUAAGCGUCUUCUUGAGUAGCGCUGACGGACGCGUGGAGCUAAUCUGAUCAAUCUGAUCUGCCCUGCAUCUUUUGUCAUAACCUGGAUCGUGAUCAUUGCAUUUUGUUCCUGUUUGCAUGGAAUCUCCAGCAACGCAUAAAUCUGCAUUGUCAGAAUUCACCUUAUGGGUGAUACUGUAAUCGGAGCUGCAGCCUCGCUCGUGGUGGCAGCCAUUGCCAGCCAGUUAGCAACACCCGUCUUGUGCCCAUGCAAAGCCUGACAGUCCAAUGUCCGCCUUCGCCAGUCCCGAUGUUCAGCGUCGUCAGCUGAAAAAACCCCGUCUGGGUGCGCCCGACGUCUACCCCCAGGAACUCAAGCAGAAAGAAGAUGAGCUAUCAGCGCGCACCCUCAAAGAGGGCUUUUCCUACCCCGUCACCAGUUCCACGGACGAGUACGGCAGUGCACGUCCGGGCGCUAACUACAGCACAUCCGCGCUGACGGCCAGCAAUGUCAAUGCCUACUUCAACGGGCUACUGACCAAGAAGGAGGAAUUCAAUACCAUCCAGGAUUCCGCCAAGAAACGGUCCGUGUUCAAUAGCAAGGAAAUAUGUACCUUCUUUCCCGUCGCCAAGCCCACCUCUAAGAGCUUGGUGGAUGCAUGGUUUAAGGAGCUGAAUGUCUCGCGACCUCCACUCACCCCGGCCAAAAAAGUCCCAGUGUUUAAUAAGAAGGAGGAUGUUAUUAGUACGUUUUAUGAGUACGACACGGCUUUCGUUAAGGCAGCCUGGUACAUCAAACUGAUGGCGGGGUACGCUGCUUCUCAGCCUGAUUCUAAGGUGAAGAAGCGACAAAUCUUGGAUCCAGGAAUGGAAUGGACACAAGCCGUGUUGAAAACGCUGAAAGAUCUGCUUCCCAAGUUGUCGGAUUACUAUCGCAUCACUGGCAGUGAUAAAAACGAUGGUGCCAGCAUUCUUCCCAUUGGUCUUCCUGGCUCCACCCAACUCGGAGAACAUCAAGAUUAUGAAACCCUUUUUAAACAGUGGAAAUAUUGUUCUGGGCUGGCACAUUAUUUGUAUCAGCAAGGACUGUUGGAUCGUCACGACGUUUGCACUUGGCUUGUGGACACAACGGAAAAGGUCCGGACGCUGAACGAUGGCGGCCUGCUAAAGCUAUUACUACCUUGCGUCUUGCACUUCAUGAUCGACAUCUUGCAAAAUGAAAUUCUGUCGCGGAAAUUAGUUGCGACAUGUUCGAAAUAUCUGGCAUCGAUUGCCGUGCCCGUCCGCGUCACCUAUCCCCAAAAGACUCCAUUACAACUGCUAGACGACGCACUGGAAUGUGGACAUCAUUUGGUGCCGGUGCGCGCUACGAUCUCCAUAAUUCAGAUGGUGGUGAUGAAGUGUCCGAAUGCCUGUAUCUGGAAUUUCCUGGGGGAGGAACCGACGGCGCAUGUUCUGGAUGGAUCACCGUUGGAUCUGUUGCCUGUUUUUCCCUCUGAGCUACCUAUUGGGCAGUGUCUGGAACAUCUUGUGCCUAAUAUGCGGGAGACUUUGAGACUGUACGAGGAUGAAAUUAGGACCAGGUCAACACUAAUAGACACACGGUGGGCGAACAGUAAAGUGAGCACAGAUUCGAAUAUGGCUCAUAUUUCGUCAACACUGGCCGCGCUGGAAGCUUUAGACCGCUAUCCAUUUCAUAAAUCCGAUGGCAAAGACAAUAUGGAUGCCCUAUACAACAACGUUUUCGGCUCGAUACUGCAGAGCGUAUCGGUUACCGCCGGUGGACAGUGGAAAUCAGAAGUGGAACCGUUGAUUUUCUUACUCUGUCGUUGGAGUGUGGGCACUCAGCGUUCCGGCAUCCAUCGUGGCCUGGUGGUGGCAUUUCUCCUGGAAAAAUUCCAGGCGCAUCUCAUCGAGCAGCUACAACGGAAUGACGACAAACAAGAUGUCGCGGUGACCGCCGCCGUCCCGGCAUUCUUAUUCCAAAAUUGUCUUAUGCGCUUUCUGGAUGAAGAAGGCCCGAAAUUUGAUAAUGUGGGCCAGCCGGUUGAUUCCGUCGCCUUUGAUAGCCUCGUGCUGCUUUUUGCCGAAUUGAUUGCCCGUGGUGUUUUUUCUCAUGACACUUACGUGUGUGCACUCAUCUCCACCGGUAUCAUCCCGCAAGCCGGUAGCGGACGCCGUCCGAUCCCGCCGGUCAAUCCCGCCGCCAUGGCACUGGAAUCUCCCAUGUCGCAGGAACCGGGAUACAUGCCGCAGAUGUCACCGUGUAGCACUUCCGUAUCGACACCCGCGUCCGUUGGCGAUUAUUACAUGCAACAGUCCGUCGGCAAUCCACAACACCAGAUGAUGGAUGACUACCAGAAGCGCAUUUCUGUUCCGCAGUCGCCUUUAUCCGUCGGAUUCGAACGAAAACCGAACUACGGACCAUAUUCCGUGCCGAGUGUCCCCGUGGUUUAUCCAUCGUCCACUAUGCAUGGUUUUCAGCACCAUCAUAUGGAAGAGAGCGGUUCAGUUCCUCCUAUGUCGGCCGAUGUAUCUAGUUUGGAUGGGUACGCCCAGCCCGCCAGUGUGUCAUCCGUAAUCUCCGAACCUGCGGUAACCACUUUGUCACCGCAUUAUUAUUAUGUCCUGCAUUUUCCCAUCCCGUCGGCCACGGAUAUGGAAGGUACCCAUGAGACGAAUCAGCGAUUAGCUUUGUUGUAUGGAUUUGGGCGUGCGCGCGAUCAACCGCGUCAUCAAGUGAAGAAAAUCCGCAAAGAUAUUCAGAAGCUCUUCCAUCGGAAAGGAUGUUAUGAUGCCAUGGAUGGGAAAAUGGACCCUCGACCGCCGAAAGCGGAUAUUGCCGGAAUAAUCUCAGGCUUACGGCAGGCUUUGAAAAGUUUGUCGUAUUUCGAUCGAAAUAUCGUCAGCACCGCCGCCAUGGGACCGCUGCUGGAAACACUGCAUAAUUUCAGUCAGGAUCAGUCGCAGUAUGUGCCAGCCGUGGAGAGCAUAAUCUUUGUGAUGCAGAUGAUGGAAGCGGCCUUCAACAUUCGGCAACUUUUAACCUGUGUGACGAAAGUACUAGGAGAGCUGACCGUUUUUGUGCGGAAUCCGGAUCCGACAAAGCAGCAGAAAACGACACUGCUUUAUCCGAUUUUGGUUCCACCGGUUGUGCUGUUCUGUGUGGGGUUAUUAAGGAAAUAUCACUGCUGUUUGCUGCUGUCCCAGGACCACACGGGAGCGAUAUUUGAAGGGCUGAAAGCUAUUGUCAAUAAUGUUCUUCUACCGGGUUAUUGUACAUCGGCGGAGCGGUGUGUGUUGGCGUAUAUGUACGACUUGUACCAGAGUUGUGCCUUCUUACAAGCGAAAUACCAGACAGACUUCAAUGCACCAUCGUCGAAGAUUCGCAGUGCCAUUCUUGUACGGACUAGACCAUCCUCCAACAAGCCGGAUCUGGACAAGGAGGCACCACGCGAACGGGAGAUGCGGGAAGGAGCAAUAAGGGACUUUGUUAACGGGAUUGGCAAUAGUUUGCUGCGUUUGCGUUCACCCAGCCAGGGUGAAAUUACCAAGAUGCUAAAUGACAGUGUUACCGGCUUGGCCAAUAUGCAUUUCUUCGUUGUCAGCACCAUUUUACGGGUGACACAGGAGGAGAAUCCCGACACGGUGAAUGAGUUGGCUAAUACGUGUGCGGAAAUGACGGCAAACUGUAACGGAAGCGAGCGGUUGCUGACUGCAGAAUGGCUGGCGGCAUUUCAAGCCUUCAUUUUUACUUACAACCGCACACCGAAUUAUGACGAUUUGCUGCGGCAGAUUCGAAUCACUGAUGAAGCUUUCGAGCGCAUCGCUAUAUUUUGUGGCGUGCUGGUGGCCCGGCAUUGUCUGCGACUGGAGGACUUUAUUGGCAGUGUGGCCAUCAUGACCCUGAUGAGCGCUAGCAAGUGUCAGGAUGGUGAUCCGACCCAUAAUUUGGAGCGGAAUCUGGAACGAAGCGGUCGGCUGGCAGCGCAUAUCAUGUUGCGAUUAUUGCAGGGCUCAUACGGGCCACCAGAAGAGCCAGGACAACCAUUGCCGCUCUUUUACCUGAAAUAUCCGUGUGACAGGUAUCUGUUGGUGGCGGCUCGACGAAAUCUGAGCGUGGCACCGCUUUUGGCUGUCCUGAAAGCCAUGCUGGUACUGAGUGACUCAGAUAUGACGAAGGAUAGCCGACGAAAUCGCAUACGAAAAGAACGUCCCAGUGACGCUCGCGCUGAUAUUACUAGGCCUUUUGGCGCUGAUAUCCGCAAUUUGAAUGAGUUUGUGGAGAUGGUUUUAUGUGAGAUUUGCCAAGAAGACACGACAAGGGAAUGCGUUAUGCGCGAAUUGGAGAAUUUGUUUUCCCCGGAUCUGCUGCUGGAUUCCAUCUUGACUCUAAGUCAGACUCGGCACUUGGUGCGAUUGAUCUGCUAUCCGGUCAGUUACUCCGCUCCCUCACCCGACGAGCGGCCUACGGAUGAUAAACAAGCUUUCCAGCGUAUGCUGCGCGCUUUGGACCAGUGGAAUCUGCGGGUUUCUUGGAUGGAGUUACGACUCAUGUUGAAAUUGUUCGAUCCCAAGAUGUUUGAUUCUGGUGCUGGGGAUCGCAGUGCGAUGUUGGACAUCUUUGUAAAGGCAUUGAUUGACGUUUUCCAACUGAAAACAGAAGCGAAUGGACAGCCGAAAAAGAGCAAAAACCAAAGCAUUAAGUACGAGCUGGAUAGUGGGGAGCAUGUGUGGUUUUUGGCGCCAAUCGUUGCCAAGCUGAGUUCCGUUUUGCCUGAAGGCACUGGUAUUCCUGCAAAAGUCCUGAAUCAGAUGAUAUCGGUCAUGGAAAGUUGCACUUGGCCAGGGAAGAAGGAACGAGAGAAGCUAACUAAAAGCACCUUGUUGUUGGGCUAUGCGCCGUUUCUUUCCCUUUUAACCACCUGCUUGAACAAGGCCGCCGAUCGCAAUCCGCGUGAACAGCUCCUCCAGUCGUUGUAUAAUCAACUGACACAAUUCGCCAAGGAAGACCGUCUGUUACCCAAUGAUGACAACAAGCUGCGGUCGUUAAUUCUGGACUCCUUGAUGUUGCGGCUAAGUUUGCUGGGCAGUCUCUUUGAUAUCAUCCAAAAGAAUACUGCUCUGCUCGUCGAAUGGGCAUUUUUGUUGGCACAGUUAAUUAUUUCCGGUUGUGUUGAUCCCGUCAACAGUCAAGACACGUUCUACACUGUAUUGGAUAUGUUUAUGGUAUUAAUCCAUACGGCCCUCGCAGCAGAUAUUCCGGGUCCUGAUCGGAUCGAAGAACGGAAAACCUACAUUACCUUGGUGAAGAAAGUGAAAAAAGAAAUCGGUGAGAAAUUGAUAGCGGGAGUGGAACACAUCCGAUUGUUGCUGCCGCUGUCCAAGAAAAGUCUGGAUGUGAUUGCGGUCGAGCCCGCUGGGUGUGUGUUUGAUGCAAAAGGCAACAAAAUCACUACUGGAUUUGAUGUGGAUAAAAAACCGGGAUUGCGGGUGUCCUAUAAAGUCAAGCUCAAUCCGUGGGAGGUCUUGGAGGGUUUUCGAAAUCCUUUUCCCAUGUCGUGGUCAUUCUUUCGUGCCAUUCGUACGGAGAGAAAACUCCUUAGCAGUGAAUUACAGUACCGCGUGGCUAUCUGGCAUACCCAUCCCUCGCCACGACCCCUGGAAUAUUAUCUGGAAUCACCGCACGUACCGGUGGAGGAAGAUAUGCCCGCACCCGAGAAAAUGGUUGUCGAUGAGCCUGCCAACUCCGAGACAACAUCCAUCGACACCUCUUCACCCCGUAGUCCCCGCGCCCGUCAAUCCAAAGCCAAAAAGUCCAGUACGACUACGAAGAAACGCCAGAAGACAGCAGCGGCGCCGCUGAUGGGGGUGCAUUCAGGAGCGGGAUACGGGAAUAUGGGUGUGUCCAACGCCGGCCCGAUGUACAAUGAAAGUGGAAUGAUGAUGGCUCCCGGUAUGAGUGUGCCGUCGAACGCUGGCCAGCCGGCUCAGCAAUGGUAUGGACCGGGGCCCAGUCAAGGGGGCAUGGCGAUGGCAGGGCAUGGCCGUUUCCCGUAUCCCCAUCAACAGCCGGCCGGCAGUCAUCCGGCUGGUCCGGGAAUGGUGCAGGGAAUGAGCGGACAGAUGGGAGCGAAUUUUGCGGCACAGGAAGCGGCCGCCAGACGGCAGGGCACGGUGCGGCAACCGACACAGGUGGCCAUCCAGCAGUUGCUGCAUCAGCGAAGGGAACAGUCUCAACCACAGCCUCAACAAGGUAUGAGCUUCUUGAACCAACAACUACACGGGCGCCCCGGAAUGGCCAUGCCACCGGGCGCUAACUCAGGCCAGCCCAUGAAUGCCGGGAGUAUGUCCGCCGGGAUGGGCGGAACGAUGAAUGCUCCUGGUGGCCAGAUGGCCGGAUCGCAUGGGCAGAUGGGCUUUGUUAAUCGUCCGGGUGGCGCACCGACGCCGGCGUUGAAUGUCCAAGGCGGAGGUAACAUGAUGUCAGAGGAAGCAGUUUUCCGGCAGCAGCAAGUCGCUCAAAGUCGUCUGCAACAACAACAACAGCAGUUACGGAUGGCCCAGAUGGCUCAGGCCCAAGCUCAGGCGCAGGCGCAGCAGAAUCAGAUGCAGGCUGGUCAGAAUCCCGGCGAUGUCGGACAAAUGGUGCAGCGUCCGGGAAUGCCAAACAAUGCGGGUUAUGGAGGUUACGAGAAUGUGAAUAUGCAGUCGCAUGAACAACAGCCCAUGCAGACAAUGUAUAUGGAUUCUCAGCAGAACAUCUCCAGUCAACAUGUGGGCAACACAAACCAGUAUCAAAACGUUAUGGAUCCCCAUCACUCACAAUCGGGCAUGUCGGGUUUCCGCCAGGGCAACGUGGGGAUGAAUCACAUGCAGAAUAUGGGAAACGUUCCACCGGAAUACCUGCAGCAGUAUCAGCAGCAGCAGAGAAAUAUGCGGUAAAGAACGUUUAAACAUUAAUAUUUGCCAAUAUUUGUUUAUGUUAAUACAUCCGCUUUUCUCGGUAAUUUGCAUGUCACUAUAUCAAUAGAUUCGUUAGUCUGCUGUUUGUUGAAUUUGAUUGUUAUAGGCUUUUAAAUCAGAAUUGUUUACUGAAUUAAGUAACUUCGUGUCGCUUUUUGUAGAUACUUUCGUUAUCUGGUAGUUUUUUUACCAAAUUUGAUCGUUUGAUUUUGAGUUUUUAAUUUUAGCGUUGGCUGCAUUUUAUACUGGCUUCUAACUUUUAUUUAUUGAUCUCGCAUUACUGAGUAUGAAAUAUGACCCCGUG
This is a messenger RNA of Paramacrobiotus metropolitanus, 8612 nucleotides long. Its product is annotated as mediator of RNA polymerase II transcription subunit 12-like protein. Gene Ontology annotation, biological process: regulation of transcription by RNA polymerase II. Gene Ontology annotation, cellular component: mediator complex. Gene Ontology annotation, molecular function: transcription coactivator activity. The transcript is spliced from 13 exons. Lineage: Eukaryota; Metazoa; Tardigrada; Eutardigrada; Parachela; Macrobiotidae. The record is from RefSeq and is a predicted model, not a curated record. The coding region runs from base 1631 to 8287 and encodes 2218 amino acids.